CUGUCCGCAUAACAUUGAUUGCAGAGGUUAAUCAGAAAGGUCUUUUACAACAAUUUGGAUGCAUAAUAACAUAACAUUAUGAGAAUUUAAAAUGCAUAUUUCCAGGUCCUUCAUAUAAAUGCAUUCAAAAAAGGCUGUUCAUGAAGCUCUCCACUAUGUUGCUACCAACUUGAGCCCAUUUCUUGCUCUGGCCAACUGCCACUUGGUGGAUGUGUUUGUGUCCGAUGUAUGGCACAAAGUCUUACCACCGCUGCUAUGGGAUGAUCUCAACAAAAUUUCACCGCAGGAUCUGUGCUCCAUGUUGGGACCUUCUCAGGAAUCUUCUGAGCUACUUGAUGGGAUCAAGAGUGACCUCCCAUCUUUACACAAGUUCCUGUUGUUGCUGCACUCAAUGCAUCUCAGUCAACUUGGGGUACUGAGCUCCAAACAAGAGGUACUUGCGGCGGCACAGCAGCACGCCACGCCAGUGACCGCCACUGUGGAUCUGCAGCGCCUCAUGCCACUGAAGAAGGCGCACGAGGUGGCAGUCAUGGCGGAGCUUAUGGCAGCUCUCUGUGCCGGCUUGGACGUGUCGUGGGUGUGUGACCUGGGGGCAGGGAAGGGUUACCUCAGCGCCCUGCUUGCCAGGUUCUACGGUCUGCAUGUACUGGCAGUGGAUGGUACACAGUCCAACACACAGGCAGCGCGUGCAUACAGCCACACUCUGCAGAAAGAACUGAACCGCCAGCGACGUGUGAAUCGAAGAACAAAAAAUCCAUCACCUGAAAAAUCCCAAAAAUUUUCAGAAGGAUUGACUUUUUUCAACGACUUAGAAGAUGAAAAUGAUGAAUCUACGUCUGACGCACUACAUACAAAUAUCGUUCCUAGAUCAGCAGAAGUGAACUCCUUGUAUGAAAAUACAGAAAGCGUCAAAAUUUCAAAACGUAUGGAAUCCAAAACCAUUUCUAGAUCAAUUGAUUCAGAUAUUUUUCAUAGAGAUUCCGAAGCGAAUCAUAAAUUGAUGCAGUUAAGCAUAACAUCAGAGGCACCAGAAAUCGCGAUUCGUGAAGAAAAAGAAACGAGAUACUCAUAUUCUCAUUGUUCUAUAAGGGAUAAAUGCAGAACAAAUGUUGCUAGUUCUUCAGAUGAAACAGCGACUGACGCUGGACAUUAUUAUUGCAUCACCAAGUACGUGACGCCAACCUUCAGUAUCGGAGACGCAUUAAAAGAAGCCAUCGCACUUGAAACAGAUUCAUCAAAUUCAUCGAAAAUCAAGCCUGAUAACAGGAAGACUAAAGUAAAAGUCAGAAGAAAAGGAGCAGCCGGAGAAACUAAAGAAAGAAGUACAAAGUCGGCGGUGAGAGAAGAGUUUGAUGAACGAGAAGAAGUCGAGAAAUUGUUCCCCUCGGAGAAAGAAGAACAAGAACAAGGGAACCAAUGUAACGUGAACCGAGCAGUGAGUGCAGUGAACCAAACUUUGGAAGCAGUGAACGUAAAUGAAGCAAUAAGUGCAGUGAACCAAACUUCGAAAGCAGUGAACGUAAAUGAAGCAAUAAGUGCAGUGAACCAAACUUUGGAAGCAGUGAACGUAAAUGAAGCAAUAAGUGCAGUGAACCAAACUUUGGAAGCAGUGAACGUAAAUGAAGCAAUAUGUGCAGUGAACCAAACUUUGAAAGCAGUGAAUGUAAAUGAAGCAAUAAGUGCAGUGAACCAAACUUUGGAAGCAGUGAACAUAAAUGAAGCAGUGCGUGCAGUGAAGGUAAAUGAAGCAGUGCGUGCAGUGAAGGUAAAUGAAGCAGUGCGUGCAGUGAAGGUAAAUGAAGCAGUGCGUGCAGUGCAGUGCGUGUCAUGUCUGCACGGCUGCGGUGACCUCAGCGUGAGCGCACUGCAUGUCUUCCUCCGGCACGCGCACGUGGCGGUUGCCUGCGUCGUCGGCUGCUGCUACCACCUUGUCACCGAGCGCCCUGCUGGUGCUGGGUUCCCGCUGUGUGCCCAGCUGGCUGGGUACCAGCUGGGCCGCAACGCGCGUAUGAUCGGCUCCCAGUGCCUGCCCAGGAGGGUCGUGCUGGGCGUCCAGGAAGAAGAAAACAAAUCCCACUUCUGGCGGGCAGUCCUGCAGCUGGUGAUAGUUAGACAACUGCAUCACAGCGCCAAUCCUGCUUCUGGCAGCCAAUUUCGUGCCUCUGGCACCCCGCCUUGUGCCUCUGGCACCCCGCCUUGUGCCUCUGGCACCCCGCCUUGUGCCUCUGGCACCCAGCUUUGUGCCUCUGGCACCCAUCCUCGUGCCUCUGGCACCCUGCCUUGUGCCUCUGGCACCCUAUCUUGUGCCUCUGGCACCCCACCUAGUGUCUCUGACACUCCACCUUGUGCCUCUGGCACCCCGUCUUGUGCCUCUGGCACCCCACCUCGUGCCUCUGGCACCCCACCUCGUACCUCUGGCACCCCACUCCGUGUCGUAGACUGUACACGGGAUAAUUUCAUCGACAACACUCAAGAACCACCCCCGCUACAUGAUUACUCCUCGUUCGUGUCAAGUUUAUCUUCCGAAGAGCGCAGCGCAAUCUCCAUGUUCCGCAUCGGCCGAGGCUUGGCCGGCAACUGCCAGAGUUUCAGCCAAUACGCGACGCGCGCUAUUGCCAGGCUGCCAGAUGUCGUCAGAUCGCGAGUCAUGGACGGCAGGGAUGACAGCAAACGAGCGUCUGGUGUAGAGAGAGAAUUUGUUCAAUGA
This is a messenger RNA of Hyalella azteca, 2707 nucleotides long. RefSeq lists its product as uncharacterized. Lineage: Eukaryota; Metazoa; Arthropoda; Malacostraca; Amphipoda; Hyalellidae. Bases 119 to 2707 code for a protein of 862 amino acids. The record is from RefSeq and is a predicted model, not a curated record. The transcript is spliced from 11 exons.